AUGACCGCAGCCCUCGCUGCUGCCCGUGCCGCUGCGACCAUGGCCUCUGGCGGCAGCGGCCUCGCCGCCGCCCGCCUCCUGUCCCGCGCCUUCCUCUUGCAACAGAAUGGAAUUCGGCAUUGCUCUUAUACAGCUUCCAGGAAGCAUCUCUAUGUUGAUAAAAAUACAAAGAUUAUUUGCCAGGGUUUCACUGGUAAGCAGGGCACCUUUCAUAGCCAGCAGGCACUGGAAUAUGGCACCAAACUAGUUGGAGGAACCACUCCAGGGAAAGGAGGCAAGACGCACCUGGGCUUACCAGUCUUUAACACCGUGAAGGAGGCCAAAGAACAGACUGGGGCGACAGCGUCUGUCAUUUAUGUCCCGCCUCCCUUUGCUGCUGCUGCAAUUGAUGAAGCUAUCGAGGCGGAAGUGCCCCUGGUCGUGUGCAUCACCGAAGGUAUCCCGCAGCAGGACAUGGUGCGGGUCAAGCACAAACUGCUGCGCCAGGGAAAGACCAGGCUGGUCGGGCCGAACUGCCCCGGAGUCAUCAAUCCUGGAGAAUGUAAAAUUGGCAUCAUGCCUGGCCAUAUUCACAAGAAAGGAAGAGUCGGUAUCGUGUCUAGAUCCGGCACCCUGACUUACGAAGCGGUUCACCAGACAACACAAGUUGGAUUGGGGCAGUCUUUGUGUGUUGGCAUUGGAGGCGAUCCUUUCAAUGGAACAGACUUUACAGACUGCCUUGAAAUCUUUCUCAAUGAUCCGGCCACAGAAGGCAUCGUAUUGAUUGGUGAAAUUGGUGGUAAUGCCGAAGAAAAUGCUGCCGAAUUUUUGAAGCAACAUAAUUCAGGUCCCAAGGCCAAGCCUGUGGUGUCCUUCAUUGCUGGUUUAACUGCUCCUCCCGGCAGAAGAAUGGGUCACGCAGGGGCAAUCAUUGCUGGAGGAAAAGGUGGAGCUAAAGAGAAGAUCGCAGCCCUGCAGAGUGCUGGGGUUGUGGUCAGCAUGUCCCCGGCACAGCUGGGAACCACCAUCUACAAGGAGUUUGAAAAGAGGAAGAUGCUCUGA
Rangifer tarandus platyrhynchus (Svalbard reindeer) is the source of this 1041-nucleotide messenger RNA. The record is from the annotation of a GenBank genome assembly. Lineage: Eukaryota; Metazoa; Chordata; Mammalia; Artiodactyla; Cervidae.